Molecule: messenger RNA, 8489 nt
Organism: Symphalangus syndactylus (siamang)
Lineage: Eukaryota; Metazoa; Chordata; Mammalia; Primates; Hylobatidae
Gene: MON2
Product: MON2 regulator of endosome-to-Golgi trafficking
Source: RefSeq, a predicted model, not a curated record
AGGCCACGGUGCCCGGAAGUGGGGCUGACGUGUCCCGGCAGCGCUCGGAAUUGUGGGCGACUUGGCUAAUGGCGUCGGCUAGUCUUAGGGGCCUGGGGAGCUGGCGCUGAAGCUUCUUGCCAGGUUGGCUGGUGACACCCGGCGUGGCCGGGCCCCGCGGCAGCGGAGGGACCUGCCCACCUUGUGGGCUCCUCCGCAAGAGUCGGCGGAGCCUAGCAGGGCGGGGCGACUGCGGGGGACGCCUCCGAGAGAAGCCGGAGGUGUUGCGGGGAGGCUGCUGGUGGACGCUCGAGCAGGCUCCGGGUUCGCAGCCCAGGGCCCAAAAAGCGGGCUGCUGAAGGACCAGAGACACCGGGAGGGAGCUGCCUGUGUCCCCAAGGAGCUGACAGUGCCAGAGCUUGUUUGUACCUCUCGGAAAUUGGCUGGGACCUUGGAGGAUCAUGUCGGGCACCAGCAGCCCCGAGGCGGUGAAGAAGCUGCUGGAGAAUAUGCAGAGCGACUUGCGCGCCUUGUCACUGGAGUGCAAGAAGAAAUUCCCACCUGUCAAAGAGGCUGCUGAAUCAGGAAUAAUAAAAGUUAAAACAAUUGCUGCACGAAACACUGAAAUUUUGGCAGCCCUGAAAGAGAACAGCUCAGAGGUUGUACAGCCUUUUUUAAUGGGUUGUGGAACCAAGGAACCGAAGAUCACUCAGCUAUGUUUGGCUGCUAUUCAGAGACUCAUGUCACAUGAAGUCGUGUCUGAGACUGCAGCUGGAAAUAUAAUUAACAUGCUUUGGCAGCUAAUGGAGAAUAGUCUUGAAGAACUUAAGCUACUUCAAACAGUUCUUGUUCUUUUAACAACCAAUACAGUAGUUCAUGAUGAGGCACUUUCUAAGGCAAUUGUUCUCUGUUUUCGACUACACUUCACAAAAGAUAAUAUUACAAAUAAUACAGCUGCUGCUACAGUGCGACAAGUUGUUACUGUUGUUUUUGAGAGGAUGGUUGCUGAGGAUGAGCGACACAGAGAUAUUAUAGAACAACCAGUACUGGUACAAGGAAAUAGUAACAGAAGAUCUGUCAGUACCCUCAAACCUUGUGCUAAAGAUGCAUAUAUGCUUUUCCAGGAUCUUUGUCAAUUGGUUAAUGCUGAUGCUCCUUAUUGGCUAGUGGGCAUGACAGAAAUGACUCGGACGUUUGGCCUCGAAUUACUUGAGUCAGUCCUCAAUGAUUUUCCACAGGUCUUUUUACAACACCAAGAAUUUAGUUUCCUCCUCAAAGAAAGGGUAUGUCCUCUUGUGAUAAAGCUCUUUUCUCCAAAUAUAAAGUUCAGACAAGGUUCCAGCACCUCAUCUUCUCCAGCACCAGUUGAAAAACCAUAUUUUCCUAUCUGCAUGCGUUUGCUGAGAGUAGUAUCUGUUCUGAUUAAGCAGUUUUACAGUCUUUUGGUAACUGAAUGUGAGAUAUUUCUGUCACUUCUGGUGAAAUUUCUGGAUGCAGAUAAACCACAGUGGCUACGAGCUGUUGCAGUGGAAUCAAUACACAGAUUCUGUGUGCAGCCUCAACUAUUAAGGUCAUUUUGUCAGUCCUAUGAUAUGAAACAGCAUUCUACCAAGGUUUUUCGUGAUAUUGUAAAUGCACUGGGAUCUUUUAUACAGUCCUUGUUUCUUGUCCCCCCUACUGGAAAUCCUGCAACAAGCAACCAAGCUGGAAACAAUAAUUUAGGUGGCUCAGUCUCAGCACCAGCUAACUCAGGAAUGGUGGGGAUUGGUGGAGGUGUUACUUUGCUACCAGCAUUUGAAUAUAGGGGAACCUGGAUACCUAUUCUGACAAUCACAGUUCAAGGCAGUGCUAAAGCCACCUACUUAGAAAUGUUGGACAAAGUUGAGCCUCCAACUAUACCUGAAGGUUACGCCAUGUCUGUGGCAUUCCAUUGUUUGCUAGACCUUGUUCGUGGAAUCACAAGUAUGAUUGAAGGAGAGUUAGGAGAGGUUGAAACAGAAUGUCAAACCACCACUGACGAAGGUUCUUCACCAACACAGUCGACAGAACAGCAGGAUUUACAGUCAACAUCAGACCAGAUGGAUAAGGAAAUUGUUAGUAGGGCUGUUUGGGAAGAAAUGGUGAAUGCCUGCUGGUAUGGUCUUCUUGCUGCACUCUCACUCCUUCUUGAUGCCAGCACAGAUGAAGCUGCCACUGAGAAUAUUUUAAAAGCUGAACUGACUAUGGCUGCUCUUUGUGGAAGACUGGGCCUUGUAACUUCAAGAGAUGCCUUUAUAACUGCAAUAUGCAAAGGUUCCCUGCCUCCCCAUUAUGCUCUUACUGUAUUGAAUACCACCACUGCAGCUACACUUUCCAACAAAUCAUAUUCUGUUCAGGGCCAAAGUGUUAUGAUGAUAAGUCCAUCUAGUGAAUCUCACCAACAAGUUGUGGCAGUGGGUCAACCUUUAGCAGUCCAGCCUCAAGGGACAGUAAUGCUGACUUCCAAAAAUAUCCAGUGUAUGAGGACUUUACUUAACUUGGCACAUUGCCAUGGGGCUGUUCUUGGAACAUCAUGGCAACUUGUCUUGGCAACACUUCAGCAUCUUGUAUGGAUUCUGGGAUUAAAGCCUAGUAGUGGCGGUGCCUUGAAACCUGGGAGAGCUGUAGAAGGACCCAGUACAGUUCUAACAACAGCUGUGAUGACAGAUUUACCAGUGAUUUCCAACAUACUUUCAAGAUUGUUUGAAAGCUCACAGUAUCUUGAUGAUGUAUCACUGCAUCAUUUAAUAAAUGCGCUUUGCUCCUUGUCUCUAGAAGCAAUGGAUAUGGCCUAUGGAAAUAAUAAGGAACCAUCUCUUUUUGCUGUUGCCAAAUUGUUAGAAACUGGUUUAGUUAAUAUGCACCGAAUAGAAAUUCUGUGGAGACCUCUGACUGGCCAUCUACUUGAGGUCUGCCAGCAUCCAAACUCUCGAAUGAGAGAAUGGGGAGCAGAAGCUUUAACUUCCCUUAUUAAAGCAGGAUUAACAUUUAACCAUGAUCCUCCACUCUCACAAAACCAGAGGCUGCAGUUGCUUUUAUUGAACCCAUUAAAGGAGAUGUCCAAUAUUAAUCAUCCAGAUAUUCGACUCAAGCAGUUAGAAUGUGUGUUGCAGAUUCUGCAGAGUCAGGGAGACAGUCUUGGGCCUGGAUGGCCAUUAGUGCUUGGAGUCAUGGGAGCAAUCAGAAAUGAUCAAGGAGAAUCCUUGAUACGAACUGCAUUCCAGUGUCUUCAGUUGGUUGUGACAGAUUUUCUACCAACAAUGCCUUGUACUUGCCUGCAAAUAGUUGUAGAUGUUGCAGGUAGCUUUGGCCUCCAUAACCAAGAACUCAAUAUUAGUUUAACUUCAAUAGGUUUAUUGUGGAAUAUUUCAGAUUAUUUUUUCCAAAGAGGGGAAACUAUUGAAAAAGAACUAAAUAAGGAAGAGGCAGCACAGCAAAAGCAGGCAGAAGAGAAAGGAGUUGUUUUAAAUCGGCCAUUCCACCCUGCACCGCCAUUUGAUUGCUUGUGGUUAUGUCUUUAUGCAAAAUUGGGUGAACUAUGUGUGGAUCCCCGUCCUGCUGUCAGGAAGAGUGCAGGGCAAACUCUGUUUUCUACAAUUGGUGCGCAUGGAACUUUAUUACAGCAUUCAACCUGGCACACUGUUAUCUGGAAGGUACUCUUUCAUCUACUGGACAGAGUUCGAGAGUCUUCUACCACUGCAGACAAAGAAAAGAUUGAGUCUGGAGGUGGCAAUAUUCUCAUUCAUCAUUCAAGGGACACAGCCGAGAAGCAAUGGGCUGAGACAUGGGUAUUAACAUUGGCUGGAGUAGCAAGGAUCUUCAACACUAGAAGAUAUUUGCUGCAGCCUUUAGGAGAUUUUUCAAGAGCUUGGGAUGUUCUUCUUGACCAUAUACAGUCAGCAGCACUUAGCAAAAACAAUGAAGUAUCUCUGGCUGCUCUGAAAAGCUUCCAGGAAAUUUUACAGAUCGUGUCCCCUGUCAGAGACUCGGAGAAGCCUGAGACACCACCUGUAGUUAAUGUACCUGUGCCUGUUCUUAUAGGGCCUAUAUCAGGCAUGAGCAGGCCAUUUAUAAGAACAGAUUCCAUUGGAGAAAGACUUGGAAGAUAUAGUAGCUCUGAGCCACCCCUUGUUACUGAUGAGCUUGAAGAUUUGAACCUAUGGUGGGCUGCGUGGAAUACCUGGUAUAGAAUUGGAUCUGAAAGUACUAAGCCUCCUAUUACUUUUGAUAAACUAACUUUUAUUCCUAGCCAACCUUUUCUUACAGCUUUAAUUCAGAUAUUUCCAGCUCUCUACCAACACAUAAAAACUGGUUUCAACAUGGAUGACUUGCAAAAGUUGGGAGUCAUAUUGCACAGUGCUAUUUCAGUCCCAAUAAGUUCAGAUGCAUCCCCUUUUAUUCUUCCAUCUUAUACCGAAGCAGUUUUGACAAGUUUACAGGAAGCUGUACUUACAGCUUUAGAUGUUCUCCAAAAGGCCAUUUGUGUAGGACCAGAAAACAUGCAGAUAAUGUAUCCAGCUAUAUUUGACCAGUUGUUGGCAUUUGUAGAAUUUUCCUGUAAACCUCCACAGUAUGGACAGCUAGAAACAAAGCACAUUGCAAAUGCAAAAUAUAAUCAGAUCCAACUAUUUGCACCGGCGGAAUGGGUAGCCUUGAAUUAUGUGCCGUUUGCUGAAAGGUCUUUAGAAGUAGUUGUGGAUUUAUAUCAAAAAACAGCGUGUCACAAAGCAGUGGUGAAUGAGAAAGUGCUCCAGAAUAUUAUUAAGACUCUUAGGGUUCCUCUCAGUUUGAAGUAUUCCUGCCCUUCUGAAAGCACAUGGAAACUAGCAGUAUCCUCUCUCCUCAGAGUUCUUUCUAUUGGGCUACCUGUUGCCCGGCAGCAUGCUUCUUCUGGAAAAUUUGACAGUAUGUGGCCAGAACUAGCCAAUACUUUUGAAGACUUUCUCUUUACUAAAAGUGAGUAAAACAUCUUUAAGUAUUGCUUUCCCUAGCAAGGUGUGGUGACACAUCUGUAAUCCCAGCUACUUUGAGAGGCUGAGGUGGGAGGAUUGCUGAAGCCCAGGAGUUCAAAUCCAGCCUGAGCAACACAGCAAGAUCCUGUCUAUAAAAAUAAAGUUUUUCUAUGUAAAAUAAUAAUAUUUUAUAUAAUUUUGUAUCAAUGCAGUUGUGGUAUAAUUUCAUUUAAAAUUUUAGCUCUAAAUUUGGAGGUUUUUGUUUGCUUGUUUUUGUUUUUCUUGAGAGUUUUUCUGCCAUCUUCCUCAUUCUUGAAUUUCUUAUUAAAUUAUUCUUCACUUUCUAGACUUUAUUUUUAUUUUAUUAAAUCCCGUUUUCUGAAGAGUUUUUUAGUAUGGAAAAGUGGACACUGGAACCAAAGGCCAAAUAAUAGUAUUUUACAUAAUUUUGUAUCAAUGCAGUUGUAGUAUAAUUUCAUUUAAAAUAUUUUGCCUGAUUAUGGCUCUACUUACCUUAAAGGUUUGAAUAUGUUUGGUGUGUUGGAAAAUACAUUACUUAAGAAGCAGCCAGCAUAGUGGAUAAGAGCAUUGGCUUGGCAACCACACUACCUGGAUUCAAAUCCCAGUAGUACUACUUUGUACUACUUUUUAGACAAGUUAUUAAACCUUUCAGUGACUCAUUUUUCCUUAUCUGUUAAAUGUCAAUAAUAAUGCUCCCUAACUUAUAGGGUUAUUGUGAGGAUUAAAUCACUUAAAAUGAGUGAAUGCUUAGAAUAGUACCUGGCAUGUAAGUACUUUAAAAUGCUUGUUUCCACUAUUAUUGUCAUUAAUGUUUUUUCUUUCUUUUAGAAAAGGUGACAUUAUCCAUAUUAAUUCCCAUGAAACAACUAUUAUUUUAAACCAAAAUUCUAAAGGCCAAAACUCUAAAUGACUGAGACUUGGAAAUUUAGCUCUAAAUUUGGAGGGUUUUGUUUGUUUGUUUUUGUUUUUCUUGAGACAGUGUCUCGCUCUGUCACCCAGGCUGGAGUGAAGUCGCAUGUUCAUGGCUCACUGCAGCCUUGAGCUCCUGGCCUCAAGUGAUUCUCCCACCUCAGCCUCCCUUGUAGCUCGGACUAUAGGCGUGCACCACCACACCCAGCUAAUUUUUGUAUUUUUUUGUAGAGAUGGGAUUUUGCCAUGUUGCCCAGGCUUGGAGUUAUUUUUAAUGGCUAAAAAAUAAUAAAGCUUCUAAAUUCGGCUCCCAAGUAACACAGAAUCAGUAUUCUAAGUUAUGGUUAUUCUAGUUACAGAUUUAAGCUUUCUACUCCAUGGAGUAGUUGAUGAACACCCUAGAUUGAGAGUCAGGAGACCUGUGACCCGGUCCUGACUUGCUGUCUACUUUCUAUUGAUCGUGAGCUGGUCCUUUCCCAUCACUAGGCAUUAUUUGCUUUAUUUGAAAGACAAAAAGAAGGCCAACCGGAGUAUGUAAUCCCAGCAUUUUGUGAGGCCAAGUUGGGAGGAUUGCUUGGGCCCAGGAGUUCAAGACCAGCCUGGGCAACAUAGUGAGACUCCGCCUCUACAAAAAAAUUUAAAAAUUAGCCAGAUGUGGUGGCAUGUGCCUGUAGUCCCAGCUACUUGGGAUGCUGAGGUGGGAUGAUCGCUUGAGCCCAGGAGGUUGAGAUUGCAGUGAGCUGUGACUAUGCCACUGCACUCCAGCCUGGACAACAGAGUGAGACCCUGUCUCAACAAAGAAAGAUGAAAAGUUAUUUGUUGGAGUAAUUGUAAAAGUCCAUGAAUGUUUAAUCAGUCUUUUUAACUUACAGCUUAUAUUGGAUAAAGCCAGUUUAGUUUUUGUUUCAUAGUUCAAAAAUACUUUAAGGCUCAAAUUGAAAGCUUUUAUUGGUCAGUUGAUACUAAAAGUGCAGUGUUAAGAGAACUUAAAAACCGUGCACAUUUUCACAGUUUCAUAACAGGUUUUCUCUUUGUUUUUGUUUUCUAAAUAAUUGAUAACUUUGGAGGUCAUAAACUUAGAUUUUAAACUUUACUUAAUGCCACGUAUGUACUGUGUUCUAUAGCUGAAGUUUAUCAGUAGUAUUUGAACAGUAGGAAGAUUGUUUUGGAAAGUUGCUUAGAAUAGCAAGAUUUAACGAAUUUAAAUAAGACUAAUACUUGAUUAUUUUUUAUACUGGUACCUUUAUAAAUCCUUUAACCUAAUUAAUACAUACUCUAAGACUUUAAGAAUAAACAUAUCUCUGUCUGUAAUAUUCCUCAACCUUUUUGAUCUGCAAGAUGCUUUGGCAAGGGAAUACAAUAACACAGAAAAUACAAAUAAAAUCAACUAGCAGAAAAGAAAGCCUUUGCAUGUCAUUGAGGGCUAUAAGUAAACAGUUUAAGAGAAAGAAAAAGACAACGUUGAAAAACGCAAGGACUGCAAUUUGGUAGACACUUGAAAUCUAUUUUCUAAUAGUUUCACUUUAGCCAACUUUGAGUACCAAAACAUGGUAUUUAUAAAGGAGACACAAUGGGUGAGUGCGAAGUUAUACAAUCUGUGGACCUUACAUUAAAAAUCACAAAGUACUGUGCAAAAGAAUUGAAAACACAUGUUCACACAAAAACUUGUACACUAAUGUUCAUAGCAGUGUUAUUCAUAGUAGCAAAAAAGUGAAAAUAACCCAAAUGUUUAUCAACUGACGUAUAGACAAAUUGAAUGUAAUAUAUUCAUACAGUGGAACAUUAUUCAGCCAUACAAAAGAAUGAAGUGCUAAUGCAUGCUCAAACAUGGAUGAACAUUUACAACAUAAUGCUAAGUGGAAGAAACCAGACACAAAAGGCUAUAUAUUGUAUGAUCUUGUUUAUGGGAUAUAUCCAGAGUAACAAAUCCAUAGAGACAGAGUAGAUUUAUGGUUCCCAGGAGUUGGGGGGAAGGGAGAUGAGGGAGAGUGACUGCUAAUGGGUACAGAUUUUUUCCGGGUGGGGGGCGGGUGACCAAAAUGUUCUGGAAUUAGAAAUGGUGAUGGUUGUACAACUUUAUGAAUAUACUAAGGAACACUAAAUUGUAUAUUUUAAAAGGGUGAGUUUUAUAAUAUGCAGAUUAUAUUGCAACAAAAAUUUUAAUAUGUCAUACAGAGAGAACUGACAAAAUACAAAUAACACUUUAUCAGUUUGAAGGCUCUUUUUUAUUUUAAAUAAAGAUUCAUGAAAGUAAAUUUUUAAAGAUUACUGUAGUUUUCAAAUUUAAGGGAUUUAAGAUCUUACAUGGCUUAUUUGUAACCUGCAGUAUUGACCAUUGACCCUUAUAAUUUAUAGGUAAAUUCUGUUAAUCAGCAUUUUUAAAAGCUCAGUCGAUGUUUUUGAUAUGUUUGCUAGUUAGAAAUUAAAUAACUAUUAGUUGUCCAGUUUUUAGUUUUGUAUGCUACUCUCUUCCCUCAUCAUAUGAUAUUUUAAAAAUCUAGUUCAGGGUUUCUGAUAUAUGAUCCAAAUAGUAUUAAUAUCAUUAAUGUGUUGAAAUAAACACACUAAUACACCUUAGCACACAGUAUACACACUGAAAGUAUUAAUAUU